Messenger RNA from Uranotaenia lowii, 1212 nucleotides. RefSeq names its product putative odorant receptor 83c. Bases 1 to 1212 code for a protein of 403 amino acids. Gene Ontology annotation, cellular component: plasma membrane. Gene Ontology annotation, biological process: detection of chemical stimulus involved in sensory perception of smell; sensory perception of smell. Gene Ontology annotation, molecular function: olfactory receptor activity; odorant binding. NCBI's taxonomy places the organism in Eukaryota, Metazoa, Arthropoda, Insecta, Diptera, Culicidae. The transcript has 4 exons. The record is from RefSeq and is a predicted model, not a curated record.
AUGGACCUCUUGGCUGCGGUAUUUCGUGGACGAGUUCGCCUUUUUGACGAAGAAGUCUUAAAUCAGCAAAAUUCGACUGAUGCCUUCACAGAACUGAUGGAAAUCCUUAGAAGUACCAUGCAAAAACUAGGAGUGGACGUACUGGCAUCCAACUAUCGCUGGAGUUGGCAAACAAGCGUCACUUGGGCCUGCAUAACCUCCUUUUUCAUAUUCCAAGCGUAUACGCUCUACGCGUAUUGGGGUGAUUGGUAUCUGUUGAUGGAAAUGUUUUCCGUCACCGGAAUCGGAGUGCAAGGUUUAAUGAAAAUGCAAACAGCCGUACGCCAUUACUCGUAUUACAGAAAUGUUAGUGAGAAAAUGCUGUUGUUGCAUCAAGUUAAUAAUACAAAUAGGAAAAACAAUCGAUCAUUGGUGUUUUGUGUCAUUCUGAUUGAAUAUGCGUACAAAAUAGUCGGACUUUCGUACGUCACUGCUGGAAUAGGUUUUUUCAUCUCUCCUAUAUUCCGAUAUUUAUUGUACAGCGAAAGGACGCUGGCCCUUCAAAUUGUGGUCCCAGGAAUCGAUCACGCAACUGAGCUGGGAUUUUGGCUGAUGAUCGUCUAUCACAUGGUUCUGGUGUUUGUUGCGUGUAGUGGAAUUUUGACAUCCGACAUGGGAAUGAUGCUUAUAAUUUUGCACGUCGUAGGAAUGGCCGAUGUAUUCCGCAAUAGUUUAGCAGAAUUGGAUGAAAUGCUGGAAGAAGUUGAAAGUGACAAACGAAAAGUGUAUAACAAACUCGUCAGAAUUUGUUGCAUGCAUAAAGACAUUAUUGGAUACGAGGAAGAUGUUGAUAAAUUUUUUGGAGCCAUAAUUUUCACUCAAGUGAUAACGUCGGUUUUUUGUUUAUCGAUAUCACUUUUUCUGAUAUUUAUGACCGGUAAUAUUCAGAGUGUGCUAUUCCUGAUGGGCGCACUGUGUCAGUUGCUUCAGUUUUGCAUACUUGGAACCAUUCUUACGAUAAAGAACGAAGAAAUCAUAUUGGCCCUGUACAACUUUCUUUGGUACAAGCUUUCGGUUGAAAAUCAGCGGACUUUGUGCAUCAUGUUACACCGGUCUCAAAAUGCUGUGGAACUAACCAUCGGUGGACUGGCCUUGUUGAACAUGAAAACUUUUGUAGAGAUUAUCAAAAAAAUCUACACCUACGCUGCAAUGAUGCUACAGUUCGUUGGAUAA